GCAUUUAAUUGUGCGGUUCGGUGCGCGUUUAAUUGCGCGUUGAAUUGUGCAUCGAAUUGCGCAUCGAAUUGCGCGUUCAAUUGCAUGCUUCGGUGCGCAUUGAAUUGCGCGUUGAAUUGCACGUUUAAUUGCAUGUCGAGUCGUGUGGUGGGUUGCCCGUUAAAACGCGCGAGUCGACGCAUGUCAAAUUGCGCAGUGCGGUGCAGUGCGCAUAUGGCAUAUUCUUGCAGAUCGCAUAUGGCAUAUGCUUGCAGAUCGCAUAUGGCAUAUGCUUGCAGAUCGCAUAUGGCAUAUGCUUGC
Volvox carteri f. nagariensis is the source of this 300-nucleotide messenger RNA. RefSeq lists its product as uncharacterized. The transcript is spliced from 2 exons. The record is from RefSeq and is a predicted model, not a curated record. Lineage: Eukaryota; Viridiplantae; Chlorophyta; Chlorophyceae; Chlamydomonadales; Volvocaceae. The annotation marks the transcript as partial.